Macadamia integrifolia is the source of this 2833-nucleotide messenger RNA. RefSeq names its product light-mediated development protein DET1. The transcript has 11 exons. The record is from RefSeq and is a predicted model, not a curated record. Gene Ontology annotation, cellular component: nucleus; cullin-RING ubiquitin ligase complex. Gene Ontology annotation, molecular function: ubiquitin protein ligase binding; ubiquitin-like ligase-substrate adaptor activity. Gene Ontology annotation, biological process: positive regulation of proteasomal ubiquitin-dependent protein catabolic process; protein ubiquitination. Bases 1056 to 2564 code for a protein of 502 amino acids. Lineage: Eukaryota; Viridiplantae; Streptophyta; Magnoliopsida; Proteales; Proteaceae.
UACGAGAUCGAUCUUCUUUCAAUUUCAACCAUAGAGUAUAUAGACUACAAUUAUUUUGGUGACAGUUUUAGAUUAAGACUUUUAAUUUUGUUUUAUAAAUAGUAAGUUGUAAUCGAUAGGUAUAUUGAAUAAAAUGGAAUAUUGAGUUGUGGUUUAAGAGUCGUGUGGCUUGUGCGAUUCCAUCCCCACUUCUCUCUUGUCUCUUCUUCUUCUUCCCAGUGAUACUUCCCCCUUCUUCUCAUCCUCUUGUUCCGCUAUUUCUCUUGCCCUUCAGGGAUUCCCUUUACUUCUGAUGCCCUAUUCUGGUGCAAAUUCUGGGUUUUGUAAGACAUACAUCAGUCUCAAACUAUGGGGCUUGAAUACCUACCUUGGGGUUAUAUUAUCAGUGGAAUCUGAGACCUAAAGUUGGGUAUGUGGAUGCAUUGCAGAACCGUUCCAGAUCAAGUUUCUCCUUCCCUCCGCCAGUACCAAGUUUCAGCAUCCUUUUUUCGUUGAUAUUUGCUUUUUUUUAGCUAGGUUGUGCGUUGCUUUCUAUAGCUCUCGGGGUGAGUAAACUUCUCCCAAUAUUUCAAAUUGAUUGGGUUGGUGUUGAGGGAGAUUUCCCCUCAAAGGAAUUCUAUUUUUCCGCCAUAGGUCUCGGCUGAAGGUCAGGGACGACUUUGCCUUCCCACAGUUCGUGUUUCUUUUUUAUUUUAAACCUAAUUUCCCAUAUUACCCUCCCCUUGUGUCAUUAGACCCCUCUUAUCCUUAUUUGGUUCCUGUAUGUUAUCUUAAUCCUAAUCCCAUUGGUGAACAAGGAGGAAGAAACAGUGUAAGGAGGACGAAACAGUGUGGAUCUGCGUCAGUACUAAUGUUCAAAGGCAACAACCUCACCUCCAGGAUUUUCGAGCGUCAAAUUCGCACGCCUCCUCCCGGCACCAGUGUAUGGGUUGUCUUAUUUGUUGUCCCCUCCUUUUUGAGGCUUAUAUGUAGGUGAUGCAUCAUCCCAGUUGCUUUUGCCUACCGUUUGAUGGAUAUAUCGGUUUAUUUACUGGCUGGGUUCAUCAUAUAUUAAUAUGCAGGUUUAUUCUGCCAGGCAAUUCUAUGAAAAUUUAGUCCCAAGUUGUACUGUAUAUGAUAUUGAAUGCCCAGAUCUUUCUUUCCGCAAGUUUACCGAUGAUGGUCAGUACCUCAUAAGUUUCAGCAGGAAUCAUCAAGAUCUGAUUGUCUAUAGACCAACAUGGUUGUCAUUCUCAUGCAAAGAAGAUGGUUGUGAUUCUUGUGAUCUACCCUCAAAAGCAAAGAGAUUUGAGAGCUUCUUCACUCAAUUGUACUGUGUGUCACUUGCAUCCAGCAAUGAGCUUAUCUGCAAAGACUUCUUUCUGUAUGUGGAGAGUAAUAAGUUUGGAUUGUUUGCAACUUCCACUGCACAAAUUCAUGAUGCACCUGCUAUUGGAGGAGCUAUUCAGGGAAUUCCAUCUAUAGAAAAGAUAACUUUUCACCUUGUGAGAAUGGAAGAUGGGGUCAUACUGGAUGAGAAGGUAUUCUGCAAUGAUUUUGUGAAUUUGGCCCAUAGCAUGGGUGUUUUCUUAUAUGAUGAUCUACUGGCUAUUGUGUCCCUUCGGUAUCAAACAGUACAUAUUCUCCAAAUCCGGGAUUCUGGGAACUUUGUAGAUGUGCGAGUUAUUGGGACAUUUUGCCGAGAAGAUGAUGAACUUUUUCUUAAUUCCAAUGCUCAGUGCAUGUUGGCAAAUCAAAUAGAAAAUGGUACUCAACAUCACUGGCAUAUACCAGGAACUUUCUUUGUGAGUGGCAUCAAGCAGCGGUUGCUUUCAUUUAUUUUCCGUGGAAUAUGGAAUGAGGAAAAGGAUCAUACAAUGAGGGUCCAAUGUCUGAAGAAGAAGUUCUACUUCCAUUUCCAAGAUUAUGUUGACUUGAUCAUUUCGAAGGUACAGUUUUUGGACCGGCAUCAUCUGCUAAUCAAGUUUGGUAGUGUAGAGGGUGCGGUUUCUCGAAGUACUGAUCAGCAUCCUGCAUUUUUUGCUGUAUAUAAUAUGGAGACAACUGAGAUAAUUGCAUUUUAUCAGAAUUCAGCCGAUGAACUUUACUACUAUUUUGAAUGGUACUGUGACCACUUUCAUGUGGCAUCAGGAAACUUGUUAUACAUGAACUUCAUAUCAUCUCACUCCAACAACAUCCAUGCUCUUGAGCAACUCAGAAAUGUGAAAAGUAAAGCUAGUAGCUUCUCUCAGUUUGUGAAGAAGAUGCUGGCCUCCUUGCCUUUCAGUUGCCAGUCGCUAAGUCCUUCUCCCUAUUUUGACCAAUCACUUUUCCGAUAUGAUGAAAAGUUGAUUUCUGCAACCGACCGACAUAGACAUUCCACGGACCAUCCUAUCAAGUUCAUUUCGAGGAGGCAUUCAAAUUCUCUGAAGUUCAAGAUAAAACCAGGUCCAGAAGCUGGUGGUGCAGAUGGUCGGGCGAAGAAAAUAUCUUCAUUUCUCUUCCACCCAAUCUUGCCCCUUGCUCUUUCGAUCCAACAAACAUUCUUGCAGCCUUCUGUUGUGAAUAUUCACUUCCGCAGAUAGGAUAUUCGUUUUCUCUGAGUUCUCAAAUUUUAGAACCCUUUAGAGAGAAAUUAAAGGAACCUGGUAUAUAUCUCAGGAGUCGCUGCUUGUCAUUUUCAGUUUGAAGUGGAAGUACUUCAUACAUUAUUUUCUUUCGUCCUCACUACACAUAUUCUUUGAGCUUGUUGUAAGAGAUGAAGUUGCGGUGAAAGUUUUGUUCUUUUUGUAAUACAUGCCGACAAACCUUUGAAGACUACUUUUAAGCCUUUCUCCUCUGGUGCAUUUAUCAA